Phytophthora nicotianae INRA-310 is the source of this 183-nucleotide messenger RNA. RefSeq lists its product as hypothetical. The record is from RefSeq and is a predicted model, not a curated record. The transcript has a single exon. NCBI's taxonomy places the organism in Eukaryota, Oomycota, Peronosporomycetes, Peronosporales, Peronosporaceae. The coding region runs from base 1 to 183 and encodes 60 amino acids.
AUGCCCACCUUUCGCCGCAGCUACAGCAUCGCCGAAAAGGUAUCAAUUCUGUCCAGCUACGACCCCGGGGCUCAAGGUAGCGGCUUCCACGCCCUUGGCCAUCGACACGACAUCUCUUCGAGCACGAUUCGAGGGUGGUGGUCUCAUAAGGAGGAGCUGCAAGCUGCUUUACGCGAUCGUUAA